AUGUCGGCAAAAAACAACUCGAGUCCGGCGCGGCUUAUGAAACGAUCUCGGGCAAGCGAAGCAGCAGUUGACAGCGUGCAAGUCAAUCGUGAACGGACGAAACGACGUCGAACUUCGACAAGCGAUGGUCUGGGCACCUCGAACUGGUCUUUAUCCCGGGGUAUUGCCGGACAUUUCGCAAAGGCGAAUCCUAUUCUUACACCCGACGAGCAAUAUAUUAUCUUGGGCCUUGAGACAGCGGUCCAAAUAUAUUCUGUCGCAACAUCUCGCCUUUUUCGGAUUUUCGAUAUCGGCCAGAGUGUCAGUGGAUUUGUCUUGAACCAAGACCGCCUUUUUAUCGUAUCAUCAUCCGGGUCAAUUAGCGAGUGGGAUUGGCCCUCCAGGAAACAGGUCGCGCAGUGGGAUACAGCACACGGAAUCAUAUCGGCCGAUCUUGUGUACAAUACCCUGUUCUCUCUACGGAAGCGUAAGGAUGGAAUGAAAGAGCUGGUGGUCAUGCCGCUGGAUAGCGAGAAACCUCAAAGCACCAUCAUUCUCGAAACCCAUUUCAACAUCGACAACUUCCGGGUCACCGAAAGCGGAAAGGCCGUUGUUGCAUACGGCGGCGCGUGUAUAUUUGUCGGGACUCGCUGCGCUACUUCUGUCCCAAAAUAUACAUGGAAAGAAAUUAAACUUGCUAUCAGCAUCACCUGUAUUGAUAUCAAGCAGGUGAACAGCAAUUUUGAUCUUGUAUUAGGAGGAACAGACGGUUCCAUAUUGGUAUACCAUGCCGCAUUUACCAAAGGACAAAAGUGCCGGCGACUACACUGGCACCGAGACCCCGUCACAGCUGUCCGCUGGUCGAAAGAUGGCAACUAUGUUAUCUCGGGUGGCUACGAGUCAGUCAUGGUACUCUGGCAAUUGGAUACGGGCCGAAAGCAGUUUCUCCCUCAUCUGUCCUCUCCAAUCUGCAACAUAGUUGUUUCCGAAAGCGGAAAUUCUUAUGCUGUUAGUCUGGCAGAUAAUCGCGUUGUGGUCUUGUCAGCAAGAGAGUUACAGCCCUUGUCUACAAUAACUAGUCUGCAACUGGCCACAGGGUCCAGAGCAGUUGCAGCUGUGCACCCGCAGCAUCCAGAGCAGUUGCUGAUUGCCGUACCUUCAUCAGGUGAUGCAAGCUGUCCCAUUUUACAGACGUACGAUAUUCGCUCAGGAGUCCAUAUAUCACGUCAAGCUCUUGCACGUACCAACGCAACCACCUUGAAUAUCGGUCCGGACGGGACUCAUAUUCUUCCCCCUGACAUCAAUCAUUUCAGCAUCUCUGAGGAUGGGAAAUGGAUGGCUACUGUUGAUAGCUGGUGGCCUGAAGAUAUCAACUUGGGCGCCACAGUCGAGGAGUAUCUAAAAUUUUGGCGCUGGAACGAGUCAUCCUCCCUGUGGCAAUUGGUCACACGCAUAGACAGUCCACAUAUCUCUACCAACGCACCAGCAGCUGUUCUUGAUGUUGCUUCUCGACCGAAUAGCCAUGAGUUUGCGACAAUAGGAUCAGACGGAUUACUUCGUCUUUGGCGCCCCGUCAUCAGGCAGCGCUUGAGGGAAAAUGAUGAACAUGCAGCAGAGACUUGGAAAUGUCGCAACGUUUUGGAUCUCAAGGCCGACUUUACCACUACAUCUGCCUCGAUCUGCUUUUCUGCGGAUGGAUCAGUUCUUGCGGUGUCGACAUCCACCCUGACCGUUCUUGUCGAUGUGCGCAGUUGCAGUGUUAGAUGUAGCAAAGUCGGGGCCCACGCGGGAGAUGUUUGCGCAAACGCUUUUCUAGGUUGUCAUCUUCUCAUCGCCGCCAUUGACCGUCUGUCUAUAUGGGAUACAGUCAAUGAUGCAGUGCGGACGUUAGAUGCAGAGUGUCAUCUGCUUGCUGUGAAUCCCAGGACACAGACUUUCGCUACGGCUGGAAGGAAGAAGAAGCGGAUCCAAAUAUUUGAUAUUAACGCUACAUUAGUUUAUCGUUGCAAAGUCGCCAAAGAGCCCGUGUCUUUGCUCUCGAACUCGCAUUCCACCGACUAUGUUAUUGUGGACGCCGGAGCCAAUGUACAGCAAAUCAGCUGUUCGAGCAAAACCCCCCAGGUCAAUCCAUUGGCGGAAAUCGAACCCUCAGACCUUGGAUUGGACGGUUUGUUCGGACGCCAGUCCUCGGCUGUUGUGGGCAAAGCUUCGACAUCAGAAAUCGCGGUUGUGGUUAAAGAAACUGGGUUGGCUGGUGUCUUCGGCGAUACGCCUCCUUUUGUUCUACCUCCUUCGCGAGUCGUCUUCCGCGACCUCGUCAAAGCUUUGUCUGCUUAG
This is a messenger RNA of Aspergillus mulundensis, 2316 nucleotides long. RefSeq names its product WD repeat protein. Gene Ontology annotation, biological process: positive regulation of transcription by RNA polymerase I; positive regulation of rRNA processing. Lineage: Eukaryota; Fungi; Ascomycota; Eurotiomycetes; Eurotiales; Aspergillaceae. Gene Ontology annotation, molecular function: RNA binding; protein binding. Bases 1 to 2316 code for a protein of 771 amino acids. The record is from RefSeq and is a predicted model, not a curated record. Gene Ontology annotation, cellular component: nucleolus. The transcript is spliced from 3 exons.